AUGGGGCGGUAUAACUUUUAUGGGCGUACGAACUUACAAGUCUUUCUAAACGGCAUAAUUAAUGCUGAAACAUACAGACAUGAGAUUCUUGAACCAUAUGUUAUUCCAUUUGCUGCUCAGUAUGGUCCAGAAUUCAUCUUACAACAGGAUAAUGCCAGGCCUCAUACUGCAAGAGUAGGUCCUCGAUACCUUGAAGAGUAUAUCACAAUAAUUAUGGAUUGGUCUGCUAAUAGCCCUGAUCUCAAUCCUAUUGAGCACCUUUGGGACCUACUAAAGAGAAGACUACAAAGUCGUCCACAAGCACCAGAUCUCCAAACUUUGGGGGAAAAUCUUCGAGAGGAAUGGAACGCCUCUCCCCAAGAGAUUAUUCGGAGCCUCAUUCAGUCUAUGGCAAAUCCGUGUGCAGAAGUGUUUUCGAGAGGUACAAUGCCUACCGCCAUGCUGGAAACGUACAGUUCCUGCGAUAGGCCCCCACCUUUGGACAAACUGAACUGUUAUCGGGACGACGGCAAAGAUGGUCUGAAAUUCUACACAGAUCCAAACUAUUUCUUCGAGCUGUGGCGUGCCGAAAUGCUGAACGACACGGAACGCGUCAUGCACGAUAAGGGCAAAAACAGGGGUCAUAGAGGAGGAAGGAGUUCUGCCGAUGGUGCCCAAGGAGGACCUAGGCAUAAAAAGCGAGUCAGGGCACCCCAGAAUACUAGAGAAAGGCAAAAACAAAUUGCUAGAGAACAUGGAGAAUAUAUUAUGCCUCAACAGAAUACAAUUUAUAGGACUCCUCAUCAAAUACCACAGCAAUAUCAAGAAGUUGAUGGUUAUAUUCCAAACCAAGAUCAAAGACCUCCAAGACCCAAUUCAAUAGAGAUUAGGAGAUCGUAUCAAAGAGACGUUGAACACAUAGACGGUUUACAUUCGCCUACCCUGUAUCAAAAUAAUGGUCAAAUUCCUAAUUAUGAUGAGCAGAGCCUAUAUCAUCAUGGACUAUAUGGACAGGGACCUUUAAGCUCUGAAUCCUUAUACGCUGGAGGCACCCCCACAAGAAGCAAAUCGCGGCCUAGUCAACCCCCUCCAGCGCCCCCAUCGAAUCAAGGUACGCCGACUUCAGGUACUCCAACUCGAGGUAGGAUCCCGUCUUCAGGUCGGGAUCAGUUACCGCCGCCACCUCCUCCACCAGAGCCUACUUCGCCACCGCCUAACGGACUACCACCCCACAUGUUACAACAUCGAAUGUCAGAAAGCCCGCACCGAUCAUCUACCCCCGAACUUCCGCUCAGUCCGCCACCGAUCAACCACAACCAAGACCUUCCGCCGCCUCCGCCCGCGCCCACCCAGCAAACGCUCAUCCAGACGAAACAGGCCUCGCCUCCCAAGCAACUCGCCGGCGGCCUCAACAGUUCUCAGGUCAACCAGUCGGCGGGCGUGGCCAGUCCGCCAGCCGCGCCCGCGGCUCCACCUCCUCCGCCGCCGCCGCCAAUGCCGACGACUAACAUCCACGCCCCGCCCGCCGGGCCAAUGGUUAACGGGGAUUUGAUAAGGGCGUUGGCGAGCCCGCCCAAGCUGACGCCGGUCAAGGACAGGGUGUUGGGCAAGCUGGGACCGCCUCUAGCCGAUCCAAGGAACGAUUUGUUGAAGGUAAGUUACGACGUCUUCCGAUUCCUAGUCUCUAUUGUUGCCUAUCUUGCCAGAGAUUUGCGUCUAAUUGUUUUUGUCUUCUGUUUCUCGAUCUGUUCCCUCUCUCCAGCUUUUUCUUGGUCUUCUUCUUUUGCGCCUACCAGUGGAUGUGCGAUUCACAAUUUGUUUUGGCAGUCUAUUAUUGAUGGUCAUUCUUGGACGUGCCUGUACCAUUUAAGUUGA
Molecule: messenger RNA, 1854 nt
Organism: Sitophilus oryzae (rice weevil)
Lineage: Eukaryota; Metazoa; Arthropoda; Insecta; Coleoptera; Curculionidae
Product: wiskott-Aldrich syndrome protein family member 2-like
Exons: 6
Coding region: 1-1854 (617 amino acids)
Biological process (GO): actin cytoskeleton organization; positive regulation of Arp2/3 complex-mediated actin nucleation
Cellular component (GO): SCAR complex; cytoskeleton
Molecular function (GO): protein kinase A regulatory subunit binding; nucleic acid binding; Arp2/3 complex binding
Source: RefSeq, a predicted model, not a curated record